Molecule: messenger RNA, 402 nt
Organism: Neogale vison (American mink)
Lineage: Eukaryota; Metazoa; Chordata; Mammalia; Carnivora; Mustelidae
Product: ubiquitin-conjugating enzyme E2 L3-like
Exons: 1
Coding region: 13-402 (129 amino acids)
Source: RefSeq, a predicted model, not a curated record
ACCAGAUCCAAGAUGGCGGCCAGCAGGAGGCUGAUGAAGGAGCUUGAAGAAAUCCGCAAAUGUGGAAUGAAAAACUUCCGUAACAUCCAGGUUGAUGAAGCUAAUUUAUUGACUUGGCAAGGGCUUAUUGUUCCUGACAACCCUCCAUACGAUAAGGGGGCCUUCAGAAUCGCAAUCAACUUUCCAGCAGAGUACCCAUUCAAACCACCGAAGAUCACAUUUAAAACAAAGAUCUAUCACCCGAACAUCGAUGAAAAGGGGAAGGUCUGUCUGCCAGUAAUUAGUGCUGAAAACUGGAAGCCAGCAACCAAAACCGACCAAGUAAUCCAGUCCCUCAUAGCACUGGUGAAUGACCCCCAGUCCAAGCACCUACUUUGGGCUGACCUAGCUGAAGAAUACUAA